AUGGGUCUUCCAUGGAAGAACGCCAAGGCCAAUCCACUCUCCCGUAUUGUCUCCGAUCUCCAGCCUCCCUCCCUCGUCCUCCAAACCGGCUUCCCCACCUCCGUCGUCGAUCUCUUCGUCAGGAAUCGCCACCGAAUCAGGAGACGCUCCUUCAAUACGACCAGCCACGAACGCUGCCCUCUCCACGCCCCGCCUCCCUCUCCCUCCCUCACCCCUCAUACUUCCCCCGCCGCUCCACACUCACUCCAUGCUCUCCAACAGGACUCCAUGCCGGCUCAUGUGGAAUUCAAUGUGGGCUCUGGCCGAUCGAAUGCCAAUGCCAAUGCCAAUGCUGCCCAUUCAAUCUAUACCUCUUCCCUGUUCGUUGCGGCGGCAAAGAUGUUUGUUGUGGUGAUUCUGGUUUUGAGUACUAAAAGACUCGUUCUCGGAAUUACUCUCUCCGCUUUCCUGUUGUUUCUCCUCUACUUUUUUGGGAAUUUCGCGGCUCCUUUCUUCGAUCCCUCUCCGAUCCGAAAUCGGUUCUUCCGCCGCCGAGACGGAUUGAUUGUUCAUGGAGGAGAAGAAGAGGAUCCGUCCAUGAACUCUGUCUCCAAUAACGAAAUCCAAAUCGUGGAAUCCAAUUCCGAGAGGGAAAAAUCAGGUUUGCAAGACGAGCGAUUUCGAAAUUGGGAAAAGGGAUUGGGUUGUUGUUUGGAUUUGCAAGUGGAAGAGGAGAAUGAGGAGGAGAAGGGGCAAUUCCAGGUGGGGAAGAAUCAGAGAAGCAGGAGCGCGAAGCUGAGAACCAAAAUCAUAAAUAAGUUGAUACCGAAGAAGCUACGAAGUGGGAAGAGAUUGAAAAGCAACAAGAGCGGGAAGAACAAAACGAAACAAGAAACGGGCAACGUGAUCAUGAGAAACGAACAAGGCACAGAAUGGAGCUGCGAGAAAGAAGAUGAAGAGGUUUGGCAAGUGUGGAAGCCUGAAGAACAAGAAGAAGAAGAAGAAGAGAGGAAUAAGAGUUUGGAUUGUGAAUUUGUGAUCCUAAUGAUCCUUUUGGGGCUUUGUGGUGGCCGAUUUCUGGCACUUGUUCUUACAGUUUCAGGGUGUUUCAUGCUCAAACUCAUCAAAAUUCUGAACCAGCAACGGAAAUUUGGGUAA
Messenger RNA from Cucurbita maxima (winter squash), 1137 nucleotides. RefSeq lists its product as uncharacterized. Lineage: Eukaryota; Viridiplantae; Streptophyta; Magnoliopsida; Cucurbitales; Cucurbitaceae. The record is from RefSeq and is a predicted model, not a curated record. The transcript has a single exon. Bases 1 to 1137 code for a protein of 378 amino acids.